Drosophila subobscura is the source of this 1334-nucleotide messenger RNA. RefSeq names its product type I phosphatidylinositol 4,5-bisphosphate 4-phosphatase-A. Gene Ontology annotation, cellular component: phagocytic vesicle membrane; lysosomal membrane; plasma membrane. The coding region runs from base 268 to 1068 and encodes 266 amino acids. NCBI's taxonomy places the organism in Eukaryota, Metazoa, Arthropoda, Insecta, Diptera, Drosophilidae. The transcript is spliced from 6 exons. The record is from RefSeq and is a predicted model, not a curated record. Gene Ontology annotation, biological process: phosphatidylinositol dephosphorylation. Gene Ontology annotation, molecular function: phosphatidylinositol-4,5-bisphosphate 4-phosphatase activity.
AAUGGACUUUCGGCUACAGCAAAUGUAACCGUUGCAGCCGACCAAUGUUGGCAGUGCAAUAAAGGCAUCAGACAAUUGAUUAUUGCGGCGCAUGCCGAAGAGGGAGGAUAUUCAACAGAAAACGAGUUUGUGGCGUUGCGUUGCAGAAAAGAGGCAGCAACAACAAAUACAACAACGACGAGAACGUCAAUUUGUGUCCAGCAGUAACGGGAGUUGUUUUUGUCACACGAAAAAAAAGUGCACCUUCAGGCAUCUCGAUAAUCCAGCAUGGCCGACCCCGAAAGGCAGAGCUUGAUCAACAAUGAUGAUUCGAUCAUGUACACGUCGUCCGCUGCCGUCGACGAGGGUGCCGAGAAUCCUGGCAGCAGCACAGCCGCAGCCCCAAACGAGGAUGGCAAUGGGGCACCGACGGCAGUACCUUGUAUUGGACCCGAUGAGCUGCCACCGCCCUAUCAGCAGAGCAGCAACACUGGAGGUGUGCCAAUGGUCACCUGUCGGGUGUGUCAGCACAUGAUUGACAUCACCACGAAGAGGGAGCAGCAUGUGGUCAAGUGCACCCAUUGCAAUGAGGCAACUCCCAUUAGGAACGCUCCGCCGGGCAAGAAGUACGUACGUUGCCCGUGCAAUUGCCUGUUAAUCUGCAAGAGCUCGUCGCAGCGCAUCGCUUGUCCACGACCCAAUUGCAAGCGAAUCAUUAAUUUGGCCCCAAGUCCCGUCACCCCACCCGUGCCAACCAUGCCGGGCAUGUGUCGUGUCAUCUGUGGCCACUGUUCGGACACAUUUUUGUUCAACACCUAUCACAAUGCCCUGGCCCGCUGUCCACAUUGCAGAAAGGUCUCCUCGGUGGGUUCGCGCUUCGCCAACAGCCGCGGCCUUAUGUUUGCCAUUGUGGCGUUGCUGUUCCUUGUGGCAGGCAUUGCCGUGACCAUCGGCACAAUCUCGUAUGCAUCGGCUCACGGCGGCAUGUAUAUUCUCUAUGUGGCAUUGUUUGUAAUCGCGGCGAGCAUGUUGGCCCGAUCCGCGUACUAUUUCCGCCUUAAAGUGAGCGCCAUUGAUGGGCCCAUGUAAGAGUCGCGUUUGCGGUGCAAGAACAAAAGUGCAUUGUUUUAUUUUUAUAUAUGUAUAUACAUAUAUAUAUUAUGCAUAUAUAUCAUUCCUUUUGAUAUUAAAUGUAACCCGCAAUCUAAACAAACAAACAAGCAGCCCAUAGCAGACGAAACAAUGAACAUUUCACCAGCAGGAGCAGUCCACUUCCCAGCCCCAAAAGGAGUCAAAAUGUUGAACAAAUAUUAUGAACAGCUAGCUAAAUUAUCUGAGAGGAAGACAGUAGCCAG